UAUGGGAUAAUGGAGGAGUGACCGUCAGAGACAGAGUAGAAGGAGGGAGAGUCUGUGCAUUCAUUGUCUCCUUGUCUCCAUCCAACUUCCAUCCCAGCUCUGACCAGUCACCCUUCUUCCUCUGUUGUCUUAUUCGUAUAGUGAGUGGCUGCUGCCCUUUCUCCCAUUGUAUCCAAAGAUAAUCAGCACUUCACGUCUACAGGUAUAGUAAAUGGAAGACAAGAGGAAGAAGCGGAGUCCCAAGGUGUGUGUAACCCAGGCACUGCCACCUGCUCCUGUGAGGAAAACUGUUCCUCCAUCUAAGAGCGCCACCUUCAGUCUGGGGCUUCCACACCCACCCUCCCCAAAGCAAAGGAGUAAAAUCAAGAGGGGCAUUAAGGAGCGUACAAGACCCUCUGCUCCUUGUGACGUGGUGACUCCUGGACCCAGCCUCCAGCACUCCUUCCUAACUGAUGUGUCCCAUGUGUGUGAAAUGGAGGGGGGACUCCUGAGUCUUCUAAAUGACUUUCACUCCGGAAAACUACAGGCAUUCGGGCGAGUUUGCUCAUUUGAGCAGCUGGAGCGGGUGAGGGAGAUGCAGGAACAGCUAGCGCGUCUUCACUUCAGCCUAGACGUGUGUGCGGAAGAGCCUGCAGAACAGACCCAUGCGGAGAGGAACCUGGAGCAGCUGCUAAAUAAUCUGGAAGAACUCAGCAACUCUAUACAGAAACUGAAUUUGGCAGAAAACCUGGAAACACCGCCUUCCCCUAGUGAAGAGGUGACAGAGCAUAUCCAGUAGGGAGUCCUGGAUAUAGAUCUAUUAUAGGAAUGGUGACUACGCAGAGUACACAGAGGAAAUACUCACCUAACCAGAAGACUGCACGUCCAAUAGGAAACUUACUGCUCCCCUAUGCAGUUUGGGUAUAAGUGAUAGAGUAAUAGGAAAACUUAGAUGAAGAGUGUGGAAUUGGCAAGUACUGCUGUGCAGUUAGUUUUUAGAGGUACAAGCACAAAUGGGUGGUAUUCAGUUUGCCGGCUGUUGGGAUCCCGGCGCACAGUAUACCGGCGUCGGCAUACCGACAACUUUUCUCCCUCUUGGGAGUCCAUGACCCCCCUGGAGGGAGAAUAAAUACAUGGGGCUCAUUUGUGCUCGGCCAGCUGUCGGUAUGCUGGCGGUCGGGAUCCCGGCGCCGGUAUGCUGGCUGCCGGCAUACCAUACUACCCCCGCACAAAUGGUAUAUGCAUUCCUCAGCUUUUAACCAGCAAUAGUUGACUUGCCUUAGUGUAUAGAAAAAUUGUAAGAACAUGCAAGUUCAGGAAUGGUAAUUCUUUAUGCAGCACAGCAAAGUAGACUGCAUCUAGCAAAUGUCAAUGCAUACAGUAUGUGUGUACAUAUUUAUUACUUUAUAAUAAAUAGCUCUCUAUGUAAAAA
Molecule: messenger RNA, 1411 nt
Organism: Pseudophryne corroboree (corroboree frog)
Lineage: Eukaryota; Metazoa; Chordata; Amphibia; Anura; Myobatrachidae
Gene: CCDC28B
Product: coiled-coil domain containing 28B
Exons: 6
Coding region: 212-778 (188 amino acids)
Cellular component (GO): centrosome
Source: RefSeq, a predicted model, not a curated record